Molecule: messenger RNA, 2070 nt
Organism: Balaenoptera acutorostrata (minke whale)
Lineage: Eukaryota; Metazoa; Chordata; Mammalia; Artiodactyla; Balaenopteridae
Gene: NBL1
Product: NBL1, DAN family BMP antagonist
Exons: 4
Coding region: 280-810 (176 amino acids)
Biological process (GO): animal organ morphogenesis
Molecular function (GO): receptor ligand activity; BMP binding
Source: RefSeq, a predicted model, not a curated record
GCUCGCCGCUCCCCCGCACCGCGCGCCCGCCCGGGGCCGCAGACAGCGCGCAGCGCAGCCCAGCCCAGCCGAGCCUCGCGGGGCCGCCGCCAGCCCUGCCGGCCGCCUCCCCGAGCCUCCCGGGGGCGCCGCGCCUGCCUCCCGCGGCCCGCAGACAGCUCCGCAGGAACCGGCGGGCGCGCCGCGCUCCCCACCGCCGCCGCGCGCGCGCCUCCUGGACCCUGCUGGCCUCACCUGCAGUCUGUACUCAGUUCAAGGGCUCCAAAGGUCACGGGCACGAUGCUUCGGGUCCUGGUGGGGGCUGUCCUCCCCGCCAUGCUGCUGGCUGCUCCACCGCCCAUCAACAAGCUGGCACUGUUCCCGGACAAGAGCGCCUGGUGCGAGGCCAAGAACAUCACCCAGAUCGUGGGCCACAGCGGCUGUGAGGCCAAGUCCAUCCAGAACAGGGCGUGCCUGGGACAGUGCUUCAGCUACAGCGUUCCCAAUACCUUCCCACAGUCUACAGAGUCCCUGGUGCACUGCGACUCCUGCAUGCCGGCCCAGUCCCUGUGGGAGAUCGUGACCUUGGAGUGCCCUGGCCAUGAGGAGGUGCCCAGGGUGGACAAGCUGGUGGAAAAGAUCCUGCACUGCAGCUGCCAGGCAUGCGGCAAGGAGCCCAGUCACGAGGGGCUGAGCGUCUACGUGCAGGGCGAGGACGCGCAGGGCUCCCAGCCCGGCCUCCACUCCCACCCACACCCUGGCGGGCAGACCCCCGAGCCUGAGGAUCCCCCUGGGGCCCCCCACGCAGAGGAAGAGGGGGCUGAGGACUGAGGCCCCCGACUCUUCCUCCCCUCUCAUUCCCUGUGGAAUGUGGGGUCUCACCCUCCCGGGGAAGAGUUGGGGGAGAGGCUGAAGCCCCCCUUUGGCACUGGAUGGACUUGGAUUCAGACUUGGACUUGGAACGCUUCCCGGUUGCCACGGAGAUCUGAAGGGGGUGGGACUGGCGCCAAGCUGCACAAUUUAAUAUAUUCACGAGUUGGGGGGAAGAAGCAGAGGUCUUCAGGGUUCUUUUUUGGAGGGGGGUUCUCUUCUUUUCUGCCUCCUAGACACGUGCCCUGGGGAGGGGGGAUAGUUGGCUAAGCUGCUGAGUUGGGGUGAGGCUGUCCAAGACGCGCCAAGGCCCGCACGGCCCCUCGGUGGGGCAGGGCCCUGGGGUGCAGAUGGUGGCGCUGAGGUUGGGCGCCUUGCCAGCGGCAGCCCUGAGGCAGGGCUAGGAAGACCACUGGCAGAAGCAGGACACUCCAGCCCCACUGGCUUCCCCAAAGGCCUCGCACCCCGGUCCCCAGGGCAGCUUCUCCCUGGUGGCACUGCGGUGGCCCUCCCUCGAUGGCAUGGUUGGGAGUCAGGCCUGGGCAGGACCCUGCUGACUCACGGCCCUGGAGCUGGGAGCCAGGCUCCCUGCCUGCCUUGGCUUUCCGGGGGGCGGGAGGAAGGCGGGGGAGGAGGAGCCUUGCUGGGCCAGGGGGAGGGGAUGACGCCCUGGACCAGAGAGCAUCCUUCCCUCCUCGCCCUCUCCCAGAUCUUAGCGCCUCUCCCUGCCCCCCCCAGGUUCUAGGCCCCUCAAAGCUGAUGGAGUCAGCCUCACCCUCAUGGGAAGCUCUUUCUGAAUAUCUGAUGGUGGUGAGGGGUCUCCCUUACCCAGAGGUUCCCAGGAGGGACCUGGGUGGGAUGGAUUCUGGAUGAGCCUCAAGGAACGAGGAAGAGGAGGGGCGAGGGCUCGUGGGGUGGCUGUGUUCACUGGGGCUCUCCAGCUGCCUAGUCCCCUCCCCCCACUCCUCCCAGCUGCACUUUAGCCCUAGAGGGGGUGCGGGGCCCCGGGGGAGGGCUGGGCAGGCGGGCAGGGAAGAACGCCCCUCAGUACCCACAGCUGCCUGCGUCUGCUCUUCUGUCCCAGGGCUGCUGCCGGCCCCGCCAACCAACCCUCUGCCUGGGGGUGCCCCGGCCCUCACGGCUAUUCCGACAAGAGCUUCUGGAGCUUGUAACCAGUAGGAUGGACCCCGAGUUUUCUCAUGAAUAAAUUCGUUCAACACC